UUGAGUUCUCAUAUAUUGUUUCACAUCUAUAACAUUUGUAAUAGUGACUGUUUUGACUUCCAGAGCGUAUUAUUGCCAUGUCAUUCCCAUCUUCUGGAAAGCAGUCUUUCUACAGGAAUCCCAUUAAGGAAGUUGUGCGGUUCCUGGAUACCAAGCACCCAAACCACUAUCAAGUCUACAAUCUCUGCAGUGAAAGAGCUUAUGAUCCUAAGUACUUCCAUCAUAGGGUCCAUCGAUACUUGAUUGAUGAUCACAAUGUCCCCUCUCUGAGUGAGAUGGUGGCGUUCUCCAUGGAAGUGAAAGAGUGGAUGGCUCAAGACAAAGACAAUAUCAUAGUGGUUCACUGUAAGGGGGGCAAAGGAAGAACUGGAACUAUGGUCUGUGCCUACCUUCUUGCCAGUGAGAUAUUUGCCACCGCGGAGGACAGCCUGUAUUAUUUUGGAGAACGGCGAACAGAUAAAUCCACAAGCAGUAAAUUUCAGGGAAUAGAGACUCCUUCUCAGAAUAGAUUCGUUGAAUAUUUUGCAAUGGUGAAAAAUAUCUACAAUUUGACUCUUCCUCCAAUAAAAAAACUCAGGAUCAAAAAAAUUGUGAUUUAUUCAAUUCAUGGUGUUGGAAAAGGCAAUGGACAUGAUCUAAAAGUACAAAUAAUAAUGCAACGAAAGACUGUCUUUUUCUGUUCUACUUCCAAAAACUGUAGGAUAUUUCAUGAUGCUGAAACAGACAGAGUAAUAAUCUUGCUCUCUAACUGCCCACCUCUGUGUGAUGAGGUAAAAGUGAAAUUUUUCUCUUCUUCGGCUCUUCCUAAAUACUACGACAACUGUGCAUUCUUCUUCUGGUUCCAUAUGUCUUUUAUACAAAAUAACAGGCUUUAUCUAUCAAGAAGUGAAUUGGAUAAUCCCCAUAAAAUAAAAGCAUGGAAAACUUACAGUCCAGAGUUUGCAGUCGAGGUAUAUUUUGAUGACAUUUAAGUUGUUCCUGGUAUCUGAUUAAGUAUAGUUCCC
Molecule: messenger RNA, 1004 nt
Organism: Cervus elaphus (red deer)
Lineage: Eukaryota; Metazoa; Chordata; Mammalia; Artiodactyla; Cervidae
Product: phosphatidylinositol 3,4,5-trisphosphate 3-phosphatase TPTE2-like
Exons: 11
Coding region: 78-971 (297 amino acids)
Biological process (GO): dephosphorylation
Cellular component (GO): cytosol
Molecular function (GO): protein tyrosine/serine/threonine phosphatase activity; phosphatidylinositol-3,4,5-trisphosphate 3-phosphatase activity
Source: RefSeq, a predicted model, not a curated record